AUGUCUCAAGAGUACAACUAUACUGAUCCCCUAAAUUUGGUAGUAGCAGUCUUAAUGGGAACGAUUGGAAUGUUUGGCGUUUUCUGUAAUUCUGUAAUAAUUUACAUUUUUCUGAAAGAGAAAUCUGAGAAAACCGCGUUCAACGUAAUUUGUUUCUUUCGGGCUAUUUCCAAUGUCAUUAUUCUAACAAAUGUUUUUCUAAUCAAUUUUUUGCCCAAAACAUUACUAGGAUUUUCUCCCUAUCCACCAGUAAUUGAAUCUUGGCUCAUUAAUACAUCAAACACUCUGUAUCUCGGAAAUGAAUAUCAAAUAGUUUUAGUGGCUGUAAAUAGAUUUUGUGCAUUGUUUUUUCCAACAAAAUAUUCGAAAAUAUUUUCUGUAUCUCAUACUACAAUAAUUCUUAUUCUUAUUUACUUCUAUAGAAUUGCAAAGAAAAUAUAUGAACUCUUACCCGAGUCAGCAAAAGGGUGUCAUGCACUUUACUCGACUGAAGCUCUUGCUUGGUAUUACAGCACUGCACCAGAAUGUACUUGGGUUGAUAACGCUCUAGAAGUGAUAAAAUAUACUUUCAUGUCGAUGGCUUUUUUGAAUUGUAUCACUUUUCUUAAGAUCUUACAUUUUUACAGAAAAUCCAGAAAGACACAAGAAGCCGUUGAAGUGAAGAAGAGAUGGCGAAAAAAUAUCGCGUUAUUUUUACAAACAAUUCUUCAAGAUUCCCUUUACUUUAUUGAUAUGACUUUUACAUUUGAAUUAAGUUCCUUGAGCACUAAUCGCGUAUGGACGUAUUUCAGUGGAACUUUUAUUUGGGAAUGCCUACAUUCUUUUGAUGGUUUCAUUAUGGUAUUGUUCAACGAGAAAGUGUCAUUUUUCAAAAGUAAAUCAAAAAAUACAACUGUACAUCCAACAAUUGUCGGUGAACGGACACGGCAUGGACCUGUCUCUGUAACAACAUGUUCUUCAGCAAAGUAA
Caenorhabditis elegans is the source of this 969-nucleotide messenger RNA. RefSeq names its product G-protein coupled receptors family 1 profile domain-containing protein (gene srx-90). The transcript has 7 exons. NCBI's taxonomy places the organism in Eukaryota, Metazoa, Nematoda, Chromadorea, Rhabditida, Rhabditidae. Gene Ontology annotation, cellular component: membrane. Bases 1 to 969 code for a protein of 322 amino acids. Gene Ontology annotation, molecular function: G protein-coupled receptor activity. Gene Ontology annotation, biological process: G protein-coupled receptor signaling pathway; signal transduction. The record is from RefSeq and is marked reviewed.